Molecule: messenger RNA, 2194 nt
Organism: Xiphophorus couchianus (Monterrey platyfish)
Lineage: Eukaryota; Metazoa; Chordata; Actinopteri; Cyprinodontiformes; Poeciliidae
Exons: 3
Coding region: 291-1124 (277 amino acids)
Cellular component (GO): early endosome
Source: RefSeq, a predicted model, not a curated record
UUCUCCCGCGAGCUGCGUGGUUCAGUUGGUUCGGAGCAGCACGCGGGUCCACACGGGCGUAAAUGAGCUCAUUCGGUAGUUUGUCUGUCACCGUCACUCUGUCGCCGUGUCCGCGUCCGAGGCAUAUAUGGAAGAGUCUCAGCGAGGGUUUAUUAAUUUAGCUUCUUCACUUGGAACAAGACGGCGGUUUCCUGUCGGUUUCCUGUCGGUUUCCAGCUGCUGCCGGUUUGGUGGUUUUAAAUCUCGCAGGACGCGGUGAUUCACCUGAAGCUUAGGAGGACGCCGUUUGCAUGAAACUCUACUCCGAUAAAAACACUGGAUCUGACUACGCUACAUCUGUCGAAGAAAGCUGGAUGAUUGGAAAAAAGUCAGAAGAAGACAAGCUCAAGUCGAGCAGUUACACCUUACCCAAAGCUUCUUCCAAACCCAACCUGAAGGGCGCCAUGGCUCUCGGUAGUUUGAACCUCAUGCAGACCCUCAAAAACUCCCCAGCUGCCUUCCGACGCCGCUUCCGCCGGGACCGGACGGAGCUGCUCUCCCACGGCGACCCUCUGUUCAAGGUCCACUACCUGGGCACGGUGAAGAUCUUCUCUCUUGACCGAGAGCAAGCCCAGGAGGCCAUCUCACACCUGAUUGAAGGUAUCGCAAACGGGAAGAAGCUGGGCAAAGAUCACGCUCUGGUCGUGCGGCCGAGAUACGUAGAGGUCAAGGAGCUGAGCACGGGGCGCCAGCUGACCAAGACGUACCUGCAGGACAUUGCGUACUGCGCCGCCGACGCCGGCCGACCCAACGUCUUCCUGUACAUCUGCAAGCAUCAGGGCCAGCAGCUGCAGUGCCGGGUGUUCUGGUGCAGCCGGGCGGAGCGCGCGCGCGACAUGACGGCCUGCCUGGCGCGCUCCUUCCAGCGGGCGCUGAACGACUGGCAGGACGGCUCGGCCUCUCUGCCGCCGGGAGAUGCGAAGGUCAAACGUUUGGAGGAGUCUUGUAACUCUGCAUCCAACGCCAAGAGCUCAACGCUGCCGGCUGGGCUGGGAAAAGUUCGCUGGAAGAGAACGGGCUCUGCGUCCCGAGGCCCCCUCAAAGGCAUCACCAGGAGAGGAUCGGCCACCGACAGCUGGAGCUGAACCUCUGAUUGGACAAAGGUUCUACAUUGACCUGCUGACAACUUUAAAGUUGGAAGCACUGCAAGAGGGAAGGAAGGAAGGAAAUUUGGGAGGGACUGACUUACAAGACGAAGAGGCUCAAGCUGCCAACUUGAUCCAUAUUUGGUGACAUAAUGACUGCUUGUAAGGGUGUUAUCAUCAUAACUGACGAGUGUUUGGAGUUAAAUGUUAAUGACGCGAGACGGAAACGAGGAUGGGCUUGCAACAGGCUGCUUUAGGACGAGGCUGGGUCCUGAGCAGCCAGAGUGUGUGAUGUUGAACGCGAGAUAGCUGCUGGCUGAAUGAUCCAUCAGCAAACCUGGGGGUAAAAAGACAGAGGUGAGUUGUUUUAAUGUUUAACAGGCAACUUGUACCAAGUCAUGUUUUAUAUUCAUGGUGGCAUUUACACGUUUGCUGCUCUAUUAAACAGAUAUUUAGGAUUCAGAGGGGAAAAUGUUGGCUCAUCAAAUGAAGUUAAACUGUCUCUACUGUUCGUAAAGGUGGUUCCUGUUACUUCCAGAGCACUUUCUAUGCUCUCCUGCCAAUGAACCUCCUACAGAAACCCCAAGUGUUUUCUGCUCAUUACGUGGACUUCAGUUUCUAUGAACUGCAUGACAGCUCUGGUUACUGCGCCAUCACCAAGUUACUGCAAAUCAUCUUCACUGGCUACAAACUGCACAUAAAAAGAAACGUCCGUGAAUUUGCACGUACGUCGUAAAGCUCCCGUGGCGCUAGCUUGGCACCCAAACACCAGAGGACAUUGUGUUCCCAUGCGGAGCCUCGGUGAGGAAUGCACAGUCAUGCACCUGCAUUCCACGCCAGGAGAAAUCUGAGAUCAGGAAUCAUCUCAAAUUCCUCAUGUCCAGCCAUAACUGUGCCUCUCCAGCAGCUGCAUACUUUUAUUUAAUCUUUUUUUGUGUGCUGCAGUGUAAAACGUACUCCUCAUGAUGAUUUAUGUUAGGUUUGCAAUUGAGACUUGAGGAUAAAUGGUGUGCCUUUAGCCUACCAUCAUGUUCUCAUUUUUAUUAUUCCUAAACUAAGCUAGGAACUUU